This is a messenger RNA of Cheilinus undulatus (humphead wrasse), 1920 nucleotides long. RefSeq names its product protein FAM124A. Lineage: Eukaryota; Metazoa; Chordata; Actinopteri; Labriformes; Labridae. The transcript has 5 exons. The record is from RefSeq and is a predicted model, not a curated record. Bases 137 to 1816 code for a protein of 559 amino acids.
CUAAAGCAGAGAAGCAGUCACCACCAGCCUGUUGCUCGAAUUAGUCAACCAGACUUCUCACUGCAGGUCAGGAGGUACAAGCCGGACUUGUCCUUUGAAACGAUGAAGCUAACUGCCGUACAGCAGAAACCGUGAGAUGGAGAAAAGCUCAGCAGAAGAUGACUGUGUGGAUUCAGGAGCCGAGACCGGAGGGUCUGAUUACAGUCCCUUAUCCUCAACGAGCAGUGAGUUAUCCAUGGGUGAACUCCAGGACCCCUUUCUCGUCAGCAUCCACCUCAUCGCAGACCCCGGUCAGGGAAAGUUCCUGCAGCGAGCAGCUGAUGCCGUGCUGGCGUGGGUUCACCCUGAGCUGCAGCUCUUCAGAGUCUCAGAGCGGGCCUCCGUCUCACAGCGACCACGGACAAAGCACCACCAAAACGGCCUCCCAGCUGACGACUGCCAGCCAGCCAUGGCGGUCAUCCUCUUCCUCCAGGAGGGUUAUGGAGGCGAGGAGCAGAUCCUGAUGCUCCACCGGGCCCUGCAGAAACCACCGUGGAGCUACCACCACACUGAAAGAGUCAGUAACGGCCGCAGGAUGUUACCUCUGUCACCAUGCAGUCAGGACUUCUUUACUCUCUCUCCUGGGACGCCACUCUGGGCGGUACGUCAGGUGCAUUAUGGGAAAGAAAUUGUGCGGUUUACCAUUUACUGCAGACAUGAAAACUAUGUGGACAUGGUGCGGCUUUACAGGCUGCUGCUUCAGAGGAGAGUCGCACAGAAAAAGGAGGACUUUUGCUUCUUUGUGGUCUACUCCAACCCGGAGAUGGAGAUCCAGCUGUCGUUUAAGAGGCUCCCACGAGGGGAGAGUCCUGUUGUGUUGGACUCAGCUGUGAUGGAGGUGAGGGUGCGAGAUGUGGGGGCGCUGGUGCCUCUGCUGCCUCACACCUGCAGCCCGAUCAGUGAGGUCCGCUGGCAGACGGAGGACUAUGAUGGAAAUAAGAUCCUACUGCAGAUCCAGGGUUCACACUUCAAACACCAUCAGGAUCCCUCCCACGUUUCCCCCACCAUCACUGAAUCAGCCUCGGCUCCUUCCACCGUCACCCGCAGCUCCGCCUCCUUGAAGAACCGCCGACACCACCACCACCGAUCCGCAUCCCGUCAGAGAGUCCACCACUCCCCCCACAGCUCACACUCUCUGGCCUUUGAUGAGCUUGAUGAAGAGGCACAAUGGACUGACGGCCGCUAUCCAGACAGCUGGAGGACCGAGUGGAGGGGCCACAGAUCUGGAUCCCUCUUUUCUCUGCCUAACCUGGGUUCGGGCAGCUCCCGCUCUACCUGCUCUUCCCCUGGCCCCUCUUCCAGCAUCCAUCACAGGAGUCACUCCUUCAAUAGACGCUCCUCUCUCAUUCCGCCUUUCCGGCUCAACGUGGACGCUCUGGUUGGAGCCGAGGAGACGGACGUGGACACGGGGGACAAAGUAAACCCAGGCAGCAGCUUGGACCUCUCUGUGGUGUCUGCGUACAUCAAACCCAGCCUGCCCCACACUCCUCGACCGUUAUCGGCACAGUCAGAGGAAGUCAGAGCCUCCUUUUCUCCCAGCAUCCCUGAGAACAUUUACAAAUCUGCCAAACUGAGACGGACUCCGAACAGCUUCAGCAACAGCAGCACCCCCUCCACCCUCAUAGGGUCUCGCAUGAACAGCCCAGGUGUGAGUGUGAGUGCUUCUGCGUCUCUGAGUGAUGUUUCCAUACACCACUCUGACAGCUGCAGCAUCAUUAGCGCUCCCAUAGAAGAAGAAAAGAAAGUGAUAGACAAUGAUCAGGAGUUCUACAUUUGAUUCAUUGUUCUAAGCUGAGAGGACUCACUCUAGCCAGUGUUGACACAGCUCUACUCUGCCCCCUGGUGGCUAAACUGGAGUGAAGCAGAGCCUUCAUAUGUGUU